AUGAAUCAAACAAUAAAUGUUGAACAGUUAAAUUCUGCUCUAACAUCAUUGAGAACGUUGCGUCUAAGCGUGAGCCAUGUCUUUGAUACGCUUUCAAACGGUUUACGGGCUGACCACGGCGAAGAAGGCAAAGAUAAGUUUCUUCUCGAACUCCAAGAGCUGCUUAACAAUGUGAAUACCAACCUCCGAGAUCUAGAACAAACCGUUAGCGGAUUACCAAUACCAACAGCACCAUUUAAUCUCGGUAACACAACUUUCUUAAGUCAAGAAACUACUCAAGACCGACAAGCGUUGUAUACACAAUUAGUGAAUAGUUACAAAUGGACAGAUAAAAUACACGAAUACAGUUCCUUCGCGCAUACUUUACUGAGUCAAAACUCAUUGAAACGGUCAUACAUAAACUCUGGCAGCACAAAACGCAGAGGAAAAUUACAGAGUAACCACAACGUCGCGCCUUUACAAGUCGACAAUGUCAUAAACAAUAUAGAUAGAUCCUACAAUGAUAUGAAGAUAACGAUAUCACGACCAUUCGCAAGUAAUGCAGUAGUUCAAAUAAAUUUGAGCCAUGUCCUUAAAGCUGUUGUUGCUUUCAAAGGUCUUCUUAUGGAGUGGGUGAUGGUGAAAGGAUAUGGUGAAACUUUAGAUUUAUGGACUGAAUCUCGUCACCAUGUAUUCAGAAAAGUUACUGAGAAUGCCCAUGCAGCAAUGUUACAUUUUUAUUCACCUACAUUACCAGAAUUAGCAGUGCGAUCAUUCAUGACCUGGUUGCACAGCUAUGUAAACUUGUUUAGCGAGCCAUGCAAACGAUGUGGAUGCCACCUUCAUCAUGUCUCCCUCUUACCACCUGCCUGGAGGGACUUCCGCACAUUGGAGCCAUUUCAUGAUGAAUGCAAGCAAUAG
Chilo suppressalis (striped riceborer) is the source of this 900-nucleotide messenger RNA. NCBI's taxonomy places the organism in Eukaryota, Metazoa, Arthropoda, Insecta, Lepidoptera, Crambidae. The record is from the annotation of a GenBank genome assembly.